Babesia sp. Xinjiang is the source of this 681-nucleotide messenger RNA. RefSeq lists its product as uncharacterized. The record is from RefSeq and is a predicted model, not a curated record. The coding region runs from base 1 to 681 and encodes 226 amino acids. NCBI's taxonomy places the organism in Eukaryota, Apicomplexa, Aconoidasida, Piroplasmida, Babesiidae. The transcript has a single exon.
AUGCCAGGAGAGGAAGAAUGGUCAAAACCGCUCAGAGGUAGAAGCAGGAACCGUUGGUAUUUCCCCAGCAAGUACCUACAUAUGGAUUUUAGUCCACGCCACUACCUCGCCAUGCAGCUAAGACGUCUAGAGGCAAAAACAAACCACCAAUCUAUCAAGGAUCUGUGGGACACUGUAAAACUCUUUCAAGACCGAAAAGAUUCUAUAGAGACGUUUUUGAAGGAUGUGGAUGUGAAAACUUUCAGGAAAUCUACAGUACUACAGGAUGCGCAUGACCUCUUGCAAGUAUUAGGAGGGAAAACACCUCAGCCCCUCAAACUCGGGUCUAACACAAGAGAUGGCCGUGAUAAAGCGUCUUUCGGGCCAUUCCUUCAGUACGCACUAAGUGUGAUGGAGCACAGAGCCGACUGCGUCGUUGCAACCGAGAUCAGGCGAAAACAACAAUUGCGACGAGUGCUUGCGAUGGAUACCAACAUAGUGCAAACAUUAGCUACGAGAAAUCGAUUCGUGGAUGCAUUGUAUCUUAGGAGACGUGCGUAUUAUCUGGAAAAACUCUCCAGAAAGAAACCGGUUGGUGAAACGAUACAGAAGUACCGCAAACACUUCACCGUCCAUCCAGAUCAUAAAAUAUUGUGGCCAGACAACAAAGGUGUCUCUCAACAUAGUUGGCCCUCUAAGUAA